CCUGCUUCCACUCUACUACAAUCCUCACUCUUGAAGAAGAGAAAGAAUUUGAAAGAGAAAUUGAGAGCUCUCGUGUGUGGAACUCGAAAUAGAUAUAGAGAUAGAGAUAGAGAUGGCUUUGAGCAUCUCAGUGUCUUUCACACAAGUAAAUGAACAGCGUUGGACCUCAUCGCACACUCUCUUCAAACGCAAAGCAACCCUUUCCUUCACGACUGCUACUUCUGCUUCUGCUUCUACUUCAUAUUCGUUAACUGAACUCAGCGUGGGUGAAGAUUUACCUGCACAUUACGGUGAUUGGCUUCCCAAGCCUCACCCUCACCUUCGCAGAAGAGCCGGUAUUCUGCUCCAUCCGACGUCGUUUCGAGGACCCUACGGGAUUGGCGAUCUCGGAGACGAGGCCUUUCGUUUCCUCGAUUGGCUCCAUCACUCAGGUUGCUCCGUUUGGCAGGUGCUUCCUCUUGUGCCUCCUGGCAGAAAGGCUAACGAAGAGGGAUCCCCUUACUCGGGCCAGGAUGCAAAUUGUGGAAACACCCUCUUAAUCUCUCUUGAAGAGCUUGUUAAGGAUGGAUUGUUGCAAAAAGACGAGCUUCCAAAACCAAUUGAUGCGGAGCGCGUGGAUUUUUCAGUUGUUGCUGACCUUAAGGAUCCUUUGAUAGCUAAAGCUGCAGAGAGGCUCAUUUCAAGUGAAGGGGAACUCAAAACACAGCUUGAGACUUUUCGUAGGGACCCUAACAUAUCAAGUUGGCUUGAAGAUGCAGCUUAUUUUGCUGCUAUUGACAACAGUUUAAACACAUUCAGUUGGUACCAUUGGCCUGAACCUUUAAGAAACCGCCAUCUUGUAGCUCUAGAAAAUAUUUACCAACAAGAACAAGAUUUUAUAAAUGUAUUUAUUGCCCAACAGUUCUUGUUCCAAAGGCAAUGGCAGAAAGUGCGCAACUAUGCACAAAGUAGGGGAAUCAGGAUCAUGGGAGACAUGCCCAUAUAUGUUGGUUAUCAUAGUGCAGAUGUUUGGGCAAAUAAGAACCAGUUUUCACUGAACAGGAAAGGCUUUCCUCUUUUAGUUAGUGGUGUUCCUCCUGAUGCAUUCAGCGAAACCGGUCAGCUGUGGGGCAGCCCUCUGUAUGAUUGGAAAGCCAUGGAGAAAGAAGGAUACUCGUGGUGGAUACGUCGCAUACGACGUGCACAGAAUUUAUAUGACGAAUUUAGGAUUGACCACUUUAGAGGAUUAGCUGGAUUUUGGGCUGUUCCAGCUGAAGCAAAAGUAGCUAUGGUUGGAAAGUGGAAGGUAGGACCUGGAUUAUCCUUCUUUGAUGCCAUUUUCAGAGCUGUUGGAAGGAUUAAUAUUAUAGCAGAAGACUUGGGAGUUAUCACCGAGGAUGUAGUCCAACUAAGAAAAUCCAUUGGAGCACCUGGAAUGGCUGUUCUCCAGUUUGGGUUUGGUGGUGAUGCUGAUAAUCCUCAUUUGCCUCACAAUCACGAGGGCAAUCAGGUUGUCUAUACAGGGACCCAUGACAAUGACACGAUUGAAGGUUGGUGGGAAGCUUUGAAUCAAGAAGAGAAAUCAAAUGUAUUAAGUUAUCUUUCGUUAACCAAGGAAGAUGGCAUUUCCUGGGCGCUAAUCCGGACAGCACUGGCUUCUGUUGCUCAAACAGCAAUAAUACCUAUGCAAGAUGUUCUUGGACUGGGGAGUUCUGCCAGGAUGAAUAUUCCUGCAACUCAGUUUGGAAACUGGGGUUGGAGGAUUGCAAGUUCUGUGAGCUUUGACAGCCUGGAGAGAGAGGCAGCAAGACUUAAAGAGAUGCUUUCAGUCUAUGGCCGGCUUUGAAUAUGUAGUUUUUUAGUGUAAAGUUGAAGAGUUUUUUUGUAACGGCAGCUUAAGUGGAAAAUGCUGAGCCUAAAGUGUUUAUUCCCAAGUUACUAGAGGAGUAUAUACGAUGAUGAUCGAUCAAAGCUGGUUGCUUUUUGUUUGUCAACAAAUUUGAGAAAGUUAAAUGCUUCUAUGGAAAUUUGUAAUGAUAAUGCGAAUUUAUAGGACUUGCUUGUAUGAUUGACCCUUGGUGAAUUGACACCAUCACCCGAACCGUUUUAGAUUGUUUCAGAAAGAAGCAACCCUGCC
Gastrolobium bilobum is the source of this 2116-nucleotide messenger RNA. RefSeq names its product 4-alpha-glucanotransferase, chloroplastic/amyloplastic. The record is from RefSeq and is a predicted model, not a curated record. The transcript has 16 exons. NCBI's taxonomy places the organism in Eukaryota, Viridiplantae, Streptophyta, Magnoliopsida, Fabales, Fabaceae. Bases 113 to 1825 code for a protein of 570 amino acids. Gene Ontology annotation, molecular function: 4-alpha-glucanotransferase activity. Gene Ontology annotation, biological process: carbohydrate metabolic process.